GAGGCAGAGAUUGCUCUUCGUACACAUAAAAUGAAUAGACCUCUUACUUUCUUUUUUUUUUUUUUAGAUUUAUUUUUGUUUGCAUGUAUGUCUGUGCACCACAGGCAUGCAGUUCUCAUGGAGGCCAGAAGAGAGCAUUGGAUCCCCUCCAACUGGAGUUACAGAUGGUUGUGAGGCACCAUGUGGGUGCUGAAACUGAACCUCAGUCCUCUAGAAGAGUAGCCAGUGCUUUUAAUGGUUGAGCCACUUCUCCAGCUCCUUAAUACUGCCUUCUAAACCUUCGCAUUGGAAAGUCAUUUAUCAUUCAGUAUGCUGAUGGAAACUGUGAUGUUUAAUACAUGUGAAGCAGGAGUCUGUAGCAUGCACGUUUAUGUUCUUUACAAACCCUUAGCUAUUUGGAACCAGGCGAAUGCUGUUUCAUAAUAUUUUAAAGGGUGACUCCUAGCGAAUACUGGCUAGGAGUGCUAUGAAUCCCUAGUGAAAAUAUGGCUCCCUAGUGAAUGAUUAGUUUUGUGUUAACUGGGGAUGCUAGAAAUACUGGGGACCAGUUCUAUCUGAACUGAAAAGCCAGUGGCCUCCUGUAGAUGAGAUGCUGAAGGUUCGUGACCUCACUGCUACAGUGGUAAAGAAGAGGAGGAGACAGAGGUGGCAUUUCCACCUGGUGUUUGGGGCAGGGUGGGGGAAAGCAGAGAGGUUCUGACAUUUGGUGGGUUUCCUCCAAAGGCAGCAGCAGCUUUUGACCUGAAGUCUGGCUUGUCUGUGUUUGUGCAUGAGCAUUACAUAAACAUGAUGUUUCUGCAAAAAUCUCUGUGUAUUUGCUUUCCCCCUUUGCCUCACCCUACUCUAUAUUUCUAUGUAUAUGUCCUUCCAGAAUUUUGUCACGGGGUAAGGGUUUGCCAUGGAGUCCUAAGUAUGAGAAAUCUGUGACUUUGGGGAGAAAAACAAGACAUAUUUAUUCUCAUUUAUUUCUAAGCUGAAAUGUAGCCCUCCUCCUGGGGUUAUGAAGGAACAAACCACAGUGCCUUGACCCUGCUACUAGUUGAAAUGCUCACUUAUUAGCAGCCAUUGUAGGUCCCAGGAGUCUUGAGAUGGUUUAAGCUUUAUCACCUGAAAUUUCUUUAGUAGAUCUUGUUGCUUUAUGUAUCAAUUAGGAGCACAAAAAACAGUACUUUUUUUUUACAAGAAUGGUCUGGAGUUCAAGGCUAUGUAGUAAGAUGCUACCUAAGGCCCUGCCUCAAAAACCGCCUCCUUGGCUUUUAAUAACUAUCUAAUUUAAUGAGUUUCCUGCAUGUACUUUAAUGUGUUGAUGACGAACUUGAUGAAAGCAGCCUCCUCAGGUCUCUCUGGUCCUUCCCGUGGUUACUGGAAGGUUCUCUUGACACCUUCCUCUCCUGAAGUAGCAAAGAGACUUCUCUGAAUUUCUCUGUUUCCUGAAGGCGGGUCCACUAAAGAGGAACACAAUUACCUUCAAUCAUUGACUUCUCUGUUUUUCCCUAUAGAGAUGGGGUCCUGUAGAAAUCAUAGUCCUCCUGCCUCAGCUGCCGCAGUGUUGGGAUCCCAUGUGUGGCCUCCUUGUCUGCAUCUGACUCUGUGGUCAGGCUCCCCCAACAGUAUUUCAUCCUGCUUUAAAAUCACCUGCAAGCCUUUUACUUCCUCCCUGAGGAAGGAAUCCCAACUUCACCACUCUGGCUUCGUGUGGGAAGCGAAGGUUCCAAGUCUAGAGAAAAAAGGCGGGAAAUAAACAGAGGCGAGGCCUCCGCGUGACCCGCCGCGCUGCCUGCUGGGAACUGUGCACUAGGGCGCCUGCGCAGAGGGACACGAAGCCUUUCGCUGUUGCGCCGUUCUGAGGCGGAAGGUUGUGGCCGAAUCUCCGAUCGCUAGUGGGACAAGAGGUUUGUGCCUCCAGAGUAUAAUGGCAAACCACCUCGUAAAACCUGAUUCUAGAAACUGCAAGAGGUCAAGAGAAUUGGAGCCUCAGGUGUCAGAUAGUCCACAGGUACCCUCGCUUGGAAAAUUGGAUUCUUCUUUCUCUGAAAGUUCUGGACUCCUUUAUAAAGAGGAAGCCCUAGAGAAGGAUUUGAGUGAUACGAGCAAGGAAAUUAAUCUGAUGUUGUCUACAUAUGCAAAGAUUUUGAGUGAGAGAGCAGCCGUAGAUGCGUCUUACAUUGAUGAACUAGAGAGACUCUUCAGAGAAGCCAAUAUUAUUGAAAAUUUUCUGAUCCAAAAAAGAGAGUUCCUGAAGCAGAGGUUUGCAAUGAUUACCAACACACUGCAAAAGUAAAGUGCUUAUACUCACUGAAAGUUGGUCCGUAUUAUUGCUGUAUUCUACUUGUUAAAGAAAAUAUAUGAAGUAAACUGUAACUUUCUAAAUUUAAAAGGGUUUUAAUAUGAACAGUAAUAUAAAGCUUGUAAUCUUUCUUUUGAGGGUUGAAUAUUUGGCACAUUUUAUAAAAAUGUAAAUUAAAAAUUAUGUGUUAUUUUUUUCUCCUUUACUCCUAAAUUGCUUAACUCUUCUUAAAUUGUAAAAGAGGACUCUCUUAAUUUGAUUAUGCCUAACAAUAUUUGUUUAACUAGCAGCUAAUUUUGGAGAUAGUUUUCUUGGUUAGUAUUAUAAAAGAACUUAAACAUUAAAGGUCCUUUGUCCAGUUUUUCAACAUGUAAUAAAAUAUAACUAUGUGCUGCUGCUAUUUAAUAUUACCAUUUAAUUAAUUUUACUUUUAACCAUUAUAUUUGACUAAUAAAAAUUUGACUUAAAACAUUUUCAUUUGAUAAAAGUAGUAAAAUAAAAAUUCAAAGUUGCUGUAACCUGACUAUUUCUUUACUUUUUAAGCAUCAUGCUGUAUGGAACCCAGGUGAAUUCAUGCUACAUCUGUCUUAACCUCUAAAGUAUCAGCACUAUGGUUAUGUACCACCAAGUCAGGCUGUCUGGGUGACUUUUUACCUAAUAACCACAUGGUUUGUGAAGCUGAUGAAUUAUAUUUAUAAGCCUUAGCUGUAGGGUGAGAUGGAGAUUAGUAAUACGGAACUCAGAGGUCAGCUUAACCAUGUCUUUGGCAAGGCCACUUCAAUCCUAAGAUAAUGUAAAGUUGAAUUUGGUCUAAGGGAUCUCUUGUCAAAUUAAUCCUCUUUUGAUACAAAUAAAAUACAGCUAUGAUUUUAUUCAUAAUGGCCUAUAUAAUAUAUAACUACAUUAUUUGGGUUAAAAAAAGAAAUCUCCAUUUUCAGUCAUAUACACAAUUUGGUCUUCUGUAUAUGUAUUUUCCAAUAUAAGCAAUUAGAACUUGGGUUCAUUUGCAUCUGGCACAAUAAGGAAUUUGUAUUCUUAAAUUAGGCAGAAUCUUACCUUGCUCCCUAUAAACUUUAAAAUAAAUUUUUAUUUUAACAAGUUUCUUUUUUGUUUGUUUGAGGCAGGAUCUAUGUAGCCCUGGCUGACCUAGUACUCACUAUGUAGCCCAGUCUGGCCUUGAACCCUCAGAGAUCUAGCUGCCUCUGCCUCCAGAGUGAUGGAAUUAUAAGAGAUAAGAAAGGGAAGGAAUGGGGUGCUGAAUCCUGUAUCUUGGUAUUUUUGCUUCCUAGCAGUGUUUGCUACUUAGAUUCUCAAAGAUUCUUGUUAAAGUAACAAAUUCAUGUGUGGCUCUAUAUAUCAUGGUGUCCUGACUGCUUUAUCGUGAGAGAAUGCUUUCCAUAAGAUUAAUGAAUGUGGAAGGAAAGGGACGAAAGGGAUAUGGGUGAGCUGUCUGCUGGUCUAAAUUUGGACUUUAUUCUGUGUCUGAAUCAUUCAGGAGAGAAAUUGUGUAAUGAACACCUAAAUCCGGUUCCAUGGACUUAAACUACAGGUGGGGGCAGAUUCCAGAAAGGGAUGGCCAAGGAGGGAGAUU
Alexandromys fortis (reed vole) is the source of this 3878-nucleotide messenger RNA. It is a transcript of the gene Tex12, whose product is annotated as testis expressed 12. Lineage: Eukaryota; Metazoa; Chordata; Mammalia; Rodentia; Cricetidae. Gene Ontology annotation, cellular component: central element. The transcript has 6 exons. The record is from RefSeq and is a predicted model, not a curated record. Gene Ontology annotation, biological process: synaptonemal complex assembly. The coding region runs from base 1913 to 2281 and encodes 122 amino acids.